CUAGAUCUAUAAAUGGGAGUUUAAAAAAAGAUGGUGACCGAAAUGUUGCAGUUUAUGCUUCUCAGUAGUCUUUUAGUAGAUUUGAGUUAUGCUACCAUCGGUUGUCAUGAAGUGCAACAAUCACAUUUGGCAUCUCUACACGAACGAAUGAAUCACAUGCUCAGCACUCUGUACUCGUCACCAUUACUAACGAAAAAACAAGAAAGUGAAAAUCCACCAGCCACAACGCCAAAACCUGAAACACCGCCUACAACCACCAACGCAUUAGAACCACCUUGCUACCAACAAUAUUCGUCUCCAGCCCCAGUCCCACCCGUGAUCUUCAUCGCCCCACAAGCCGCCGCACCACAACCUUCACCAAGUUAUUACGGAGAUGCUCGAUCAGUAGAAUACGCGUAUCAGCAAGCCGCAGCGCCUCAACCAGCUUGGAAUUACGAUCAGUAUUACCAACAAUACUAUCAGCCUCCACCUCCUAUGUAUCCCCCCGCACCUCCUGCGUACCCUCCCGCACCUCCUGUAUACCCUCCCGCACCUCCUGCAUACCCUCCCACAUCCUCCCUAUACCCUCCUGCGCCCUAUCCUUACCCACCAACACCUUGCGAAAACAGUUACCCAUAUCCAUCAGAAUACGCAUCAAGUUACAGAUUUCCAUACCCUCAACAGCAGUACGCUAUGCCGUACCCAAGCCCAUCACCAUAUUUACCAGCCACCUAUCAAAGACCCAAUGAAAUGCCUCCACAACCACAAUAUGUACAUCCAUAGAACGGUAGUAUGGUAAUUUUGUACACUAAUCAAUAAUUUAUUCUUCCCGUUAAUUCUAUAU
Messenger RNA from Colias croceus (clouded yellow), 823 nucleotides. RefSeq names its product extensin-like. NCBI's taxonomy places the organism in Eukaryota, Metazoa, Arthropoda, Insecta, Lepidoptera, Pieridae. The record is from RefSeq and is a predicted model, not a curated record. Bases 31 to 762 code for a protein of 243 amino acids. The transcript has 3 exons.